Rhincodon typus (whale shark) is the source of this 5349-nucleotide messenger RNA. RefSeq lists its product as uncharacterized. The record is from RefSeq and is a predicted model, not a curated record. The transcript is spliced from 2 exons. The coding region runs from base 146 to 4879 and encodes 1577 amino acids. NCBI's taxonomy places the organism in Eukaryota, Metazoa, Chordata, Chondrichthyes, Orectolobiformes, Rhincodontidae.
AUCCCUUUGAAUGGAUGUAUUGAAGCUAAUGAACUUGAACUUCAUUUGAGAAAGGGAGUUCGAGGGGGACAUCUUAAAAGACAACAAGAUACCAAGGCAAGAGGCACAACACAACACGGAAUCCUGGACUUCCCUAGAUCAGUUUAUGGCUAAGCUGUGUAGACAUCAUCAGAUACAGUUUAUGAACGUACUAAGCUACAUGCACAGUGAAGCAAGUCCAGACGAGGAGCCCUCGGAAUUGUCAUCACAUGAGGACAUGGCUACAUCCAGCCCACCCCCUGUCCUUCAACAGCCUAAAAACUCUGAGGACCGAACUGGGAGAGGAUCCACCUUACAAUCAUGUCCUUCCUCAAAUCAAGAGAUCCAAACACCAAACAAAUUGAACAGCGAAAGCAUCAAGGAAGAAAACCAGCCAGCUCGGGAGGAGCUACUCCUGCUGGGAACUGAAGCAAACAGAGUUGCUUCUGUUGAAAAGCCAACACCUAAAGGCUGCUGUAGCAGUGGAAAUUAUAUAAAAAACUGCACUGAAGAGGCAGGGUUCUCCUCUAUAGGUAUGUGUACUACUGACUAUAAUAAAACUGGGAGCAUGGAGUGUCUACAAAAAGAAACUGUGAAUCAAAAGGAGACCGAUAUCUCACAACUAGAUCAGACCUCUAGUGAAUGUGCACACAUUAGUACUGUUGCCCGAUUAGAAGGAAUAUGUUCUAACAGCCACGAGAACAAAACAGAGGCUGCAGUUGCUGGCAAAGCUCAGGUUGAAACUCCCCGAGUUCUUCCUGAGGAACUUUUGAACUUGAGUAAGAAUUUGUCCAAAAAUCACAGUGGUUCACGGGGCAGUUCCAGAGCUGUGUCUGAUCACAAAGCAAUUAAACACACUUCGGUUCAGGGUGGAUCUCGAGAACAUACCAGUGCUACCAAAAGAACGAUCAAAAGUAGCCAUGUGCUCACAAUGGAGUCGAGCACCAAAGAUUGGUUUCCCUCGAAGUCGCGUGCUGCUGUGCGUGACGCCAGUGGCCGUCUGAGAUUGAAGCCACAGGCUCCUCCCACAAAAACAGCCAGAAAAAGCACCAGGGUGUCUGUACUGCGGGCUCGCUCUUCCAUGCCCAUGUGCCAAUAUGUGAAUGAGCAUGACAACCAGUGUGAUAUUGUUUACAUCAGCAAGCCCAUCACAGAAUGCCGUUUUGAUGCUCAGAGGUCCUUAUCUUCCAGUCGAAAGACUGCACGGAAAAGCACACGUGGACAUCUCUGCAAUGAAGAAUAUUGGGAGCUAAAGACUGUCCGCACUUUGGCCAAGAGUCCAGCAAUGGAGGCGAGAAAGGGCAACUGUCCCUCAUUAAUUCCCAUACCGCCUGCCCCAGUGACCCCGAAGCAAGCACUUAUCCUGCCUGUCAGUGUGCCCAUUUGUGUUUCUGUGGGCGCUGGAGCUGGAGCUGGUAUUCAUGGGGACCCUAAGGUGCAGCUGAAAGUCUCACAGGAAGACUUUAGUUAUUCAGAGAGUAAAGGGGAGCUGGUGGUUGAGCCGAGUCAGACCUGUCGUUCACGGGAGACUGAGGUGCUUUUCCGGACUGAAAACAGCCCACAAGGGGAUCCCGAGAGACCUAGGGAUCAGACCAAUACCUCUGAUUCCAAAAGCCGUUCUCUGGAAGUCAAGAACACGCCGGUCUUAACCUUACAAAUGAACAACUGCAUCACAACACGUGCUGAUUACCGAGCUCUUUGUGACAGCUUGCCAGCUGAACAUGGUGCUUGUGAGAGCCCUGAACUAUCGAAGCCACUGGGAGAGUGCAGGAACACGCAAAGGAACCCUUCUGAACUGGAACAGUUAGUAAAAGAAAGUGAUGCCACUGAGGACAUAUCAUCAACAGUAGGCUCUCCAAACAAUUUGCAGCCUGUUCCAGUUGAUCAGAACCAAAACCCAUCUGUGACAUCUUUAGAAAAGGUGAGCACCAGUUCAUUUUGCAGUAUUGAGGUUAAGAUCACUCCUGCUCACGAGCACUGCAGCACUCGGCACUUCGGCAACAGUGAAAUAUUAAACAUUAACAAGACCACAAUGAGCAAUAGUCUCAGCUGUCCGCUAUCAGAAGAUCAGCGUACUGGGGAUGCAGUUGAAUCUCUUGGAGACGUGAAUGAGAUACAGGUAGAAAAAUUGUUAACUGAGAUUAAAGGGCCCAGCAUUUCAGAACAGACACUUGGUGUUCCACCUGAAGCAGUUGCUUGUUCCGUCACUCCCUGUGUAGUUUCAUGUCCGCCAAUAAUGUCCAGAUGUAAAGAUGGGAGCAGUCACCUUGCUUCAGGAGGGUCUGUGCUGGAGCUUAUGGAAGGACCUCAUCAGGGAACUGAUAAUAUGAGGUGUAAUAUUGCAAUGAACGGAUCAGCUUUGGAGAAGAUGAAAUUGGAAGACCUUGAUGAAAAUGUGAUUGACCAAAAGAGGGAAGGAGGCAAUAGCACUGAAGGAACUCCUGAGGAUGAAAAGCAGAGAAGCCACCACGAGAAGACACUAGGCCUCACCACAUCAGAGAAGAAAAAGCAUCGCAGGAAAUUGGAGCUAGCUUCUUCAGACAGAUGUUUACGGAGUCAGCAGCCUAGGCCACAAGCUGUGACUUGUCCCGAUGACACAAAAGAACAGCCACCAGUUUGUGUUGAUGGAUUACUGGUACCCUGUCUCAGCAUAAAACUCCUGAGAAGUCAAGGCGAGAGAGGGUACAAAAGGGAGGUGUGUAUCAACAGAGUAACAUCUGUUCAGUUUCCUACAGAGUGCUUCAACAAAAUCCUUUUGGAAAGCAUUGUUGACCCUGAGAGCAGAGUGUGUGAGUCUCUUACUUCCACAUCUGAGCAAGAUAUUGCCAAAGCGAGAAAGGCAACCGUUAAGCCACUCUCCAAAAAUCCCCUUUUGAAAGAUUUUGAAAACUUGCAAGAUGACGAGUCGGUGGAUGACAAUCUUAGCAACGAAAGAGCGAGCUAUGGGCAAGGUCGGAUUCUCGAGGUCAGUGUUGAUUCUCGAUCAUCGGCAGAACGAAAAGUUUCUUUCUCUGCUCACCAUGUCAGAAACGAUCAAGAUUCGGAAUCUUCUGAUGGUUCGGUGGAUGAUAUGUCUCCUGCUAUCCAACAGCAGACCAGUUCAGGGAAGACAGAUACCUGUAAAGAGAACUCAAAAUGGGCAAGAGGAAGCAUGAUGAAAAGAUUGACGAACGUGGGAUCACUGCACCAAGCAGCUAAAGGAAUGACCCCAAAAGUACCACCAGGAGAUAAGGUUCUUGCUGGAUCUCGUACCUUGAGAUGUUCAAAUAUGUCCAACACAGAACCAGAGGCAAUAAUGCUACAAGAGGACAGCAAAUGCUUAAGUAUGAAUCAACCUACUGAAUUUCACCAGGAGAAUGAAGAAUCUGAGCUGCUAGGUCUGAGUGAUGCUGAUGCUCCUGAACCAAGUCGGCCGAAGUUUUUGGACUGGUGCUCAGAGGAUGAGAACCAGGAGCUGAUCACCACCUUGAAUGCCACGUAUGAGAACAUUCACAAGGGUUGGAUUCAGAUGGAGAAGGAAGUGCCAGUAAUGCAGAAAGCAAAAUGCAAGUCCGACCGGCUCAAGGAGAUCUGGAAAAGCAAGAAGAGGGCACGCAAAGCAAGAGGGCUGUAUGACCAUAAAAUAUCCCCAGUACAGAAACUCUUUAUGACCAACUUCAACCUUGCCAGCAUCUGUAAAUGGUUCAUGGAAACAACUGAGACCAGGUCUCUGAUCAUCGUUAAAAAUGUCAGUGCCCGGAAUCCAGUUGAGACCAUGAAAGCUAAAACCUUCCUUCAGAAGAACUCCAUGAUCGGUCUGUUCCCCAGUCCCCAAGCCGAGCGGCUAAAGAAACACCUGAAAAAGUUUGCCGUGGCAUCUCCUGCUCGAAACAAUUGGAAGACUCGGGCACUGCUGGACAAUGUGCAGAGGAGAGCUGCGACAGGGGCGGAUGGAGCAGGACAGCAGCAAUGGAGCUUUUCCUUAGAUACUAGAGAAGGCCUGACUCCCAGGGACCUUUUUCUGGCCAAAGUGGAAAGUGACCCUGUCGAGGAGGGUGGAUUUCCUGGUAACAAUACAGCAGCCCAGCCCUCCAAGCAUUUGGGGUUGAAGAAACCGGUCAGUGCAUGGAUCUUGCGGAAAUAUUCCAACAUGAGAGGCAAGCUCCACAAAUUGCAGCAGGGGCAAGAGCACGCUGGGAGGAAGGUCUUAGCCAAGCACAAGAGUGUCUGUAUGAACCCCAUGGUCUCUCCCAAGCUGACCUCGCAGGCCCAACUGGACUGUCCUGGAGCCCCUCUCCCCAUUGCCUCUCGGAAGCCUGAAGAGAGCAAAGGGAAGAGGAAGGCACCCAAGGACAAUCGCAUUAAGGAACUCCGUGUGGGUCGAGUCAAGAGCAGCAAGUCUGAGGCAGGCCCUCCUGUCCUGCUGCCCAAAUCCAUGCCCAAGCAGUUGCCUGCAAACCGGAAGUCCAGAGUGGAGGUCAACGCUGUAAAGGCUGCAGCUCCCAAAAAGGCUGCUGCCAGUGGAAAGACCAAUGUUCUGUCUCCAAAAAGCACAGAGAAGAGGCUUUCUGGCGCUAACCUGAAAAAUGUUCCAAGGGGCAAGGGCUCAUCCCAAGGUCGGGAUGCGGCAAAAGGCAGGAUGACAAAAAGAAACAGCAGCAAAGAGUGUCGGAUGAAACCUAACAAGAAAACAGCAGGGCCUUCAGUCAAGGCCAAGAGGGGCAUUAAGACUGAUGCCAAAAAGGGAAACAAGAUGGCCACCCCAGGGAAGCGUAAGCGAAAGGGUGAAGCCACCUCAGAAGCUACGCACAAAAAGAAACGGAAGUUAAAUGAGAAGAGAGACCCUGUUCCCAAUAGACGCAAGCGGACUGAUGCAAAAUGACACACUUCCUGAAGGACUAACUGUAAAUUAUUGUGUCUUUAUACAACAGCAGUCAACAAAAGAUUGUUGACUGCAGAAAGCAUUAAUUGUCUAAGCUGCUUUUUAUAAUCUUGAAGCAAGCCUUUGAAAUCGCAGAGGAAAGAACUGAAGUGUGAUUUUUAAUUUUAUUUUUUUAAGCACGUGAGCUUAUAGCUUGUUGUAAAGAAAAUACAGGGAGCUUCCCCCAACUGUGAAUAGAGUUUUUAUAUGGUGCUACGGAUGGUAUUGUUUUCUUUUUCCUGUUUGUUUUUUUUAUAUACAUAUAUAUAUGUGUGUGUGUAUAUAUAUAUAUAAAAUAUUGCCCUGGCUUAGGACUGAAAUGAAAGCUGCAAGCGCAAAUUGAAAAGAACAGUGCCUUAUUUAAUGACGAGAGGAAAAGAAACAAUUUUUUGCGUGUGUGUAUCUGAGAUUAAAGGCUUGCAUUCACAAUG